Passer domesticus (house sparrow) is the source of this 3127-nucleotide messenger RNA. It is a transcript of the gene TMEM175, whose product is annotated as transmembrane protein 175. Gene Ontology annotation, molecular function: proton channel activity; potassium channel activity. NCBI's taxonomy places the organism in Eukaryota, Metazoa, Chordata, Aves, Passeriformes, Passeridae. The record is from RefSeq and is a predicted model, not a curated record. The transcript is spliced from 10 exons. The coding region runs from base 366 to 1631 and encodes 421 amino acids.
CAUCGGGUGAUUGGUUCAGGGACUGAGGCCCCUCCCCACGCUCUCUCCUAUUAGCUGUCCCAUUAUGUCAAUCACCCCCACCUGACACCCCUCUGUUUCCCCAUUGGCCGUUCACCCCUCUUUAAAAACCGAUGUAAGACCUCAGUUUGAGGUGUUCGGACAACAGUUUCCCUGGAGCUUACUCGAUCUAUAUUGUGCUGUCACCGAAGUCCAUCUCCUGUCUUCUGUGGGUAGCAGCCCCUUCUCUUCGUCGCGGAUCCUCGUCCCAUAAGAUUUUGCCGGUGGCUCACACGAAAAUACAUCCCGACCAGAAAUUAGGUGAAAGUGUUCAGCAACUUCUUCUAGCAAAAAUUGCAGUCUACUUGAUGACCUUUUUAAUAGUCACAGUGGCAUGGGCAGCUCAUGUAAGGUUGUUUCAGGUGAUAGAACAUAUAGAUGAUGUCCUGGCACUUCUAAAUCUGGCUUGUAUGAUGAUCAUAACCUUCUUGCCGUAUACAUUUUCCUUAAUGGCCUCCUUUCCAGGGGUACCUUUUGGCAUCUUCCUGUUCAGUGUCUGUGCUGUUGUCAUUGGCCUUAUACAGGCUGUGAUAGUAGCAUAUGGAUUCUAUCACCCACACUUACUGAAUCAACAGAUACAGGAGUCUGAAAAUCAGAAUUUCUAUAAACAUCAUAUCUUAAAGAUUAUCCUAAGAGGACCAAUUUUAUGCUUUUUAGCAGCCAUCUUUUCUUUUUUCUUUAUUCCUUUGUCUUACAUACUUCUUGGACUUGUAAUAGUUUUUCCGCAUCUCACUCGAUUAAUUACAUGGUGUAAAAACAAAAUUCUUGGUCAGAGAGGUGAAGAGGAGGAACAUCAUAGCUUAGAAACCUUCACAUUUUACCUCAGUGAGCCUCUGAGUAAGGAACGAGUAGAAGCAUUCAGUGAUGGAGUCUAUGCCAUUGUAGCAACCCUGCUCAUUUUGGAUAUAUGUGAAGACAAUGUUCCUGAUCCCAGAGAAGUUGAGGAGAAGUUCCAUGGCAGUCUUCUUGAAGCUCUAAGUGAAUAUGGGCCAAACUACCUUGCUUACUUUGGCUCAUUUGUUACAAUUGGUCUCCUGUGGUUUGUCCAUCACUCUCUUUUCCUUUAUGUAACAAAAGCUACCCGGUUAAUGGGACUGCUUAACAUACUUUCCUUGGCUUUCAUUGGUGGGCUUCCACUAGCUUACCAGCUGACCAGUGAAUUUGCAGAAAAGUCUCACAAUGAAAUAGAAGCCAUUCAGGUCAGCUGCGUUAUCACUUUCUUUGCCAGCAUAUUUCAGUUUGCAAUAUGGACCACAGCCCUUCUCAAUGAAGAGGAAACUUUGCAUGCCUUUGCUAGAUAUGGUGGUAAGGAGCAUGCCUUCAUGUUUGCCAAGCUAGCUCUUUACCCUUGUGUAAGCCUGGGGGCCUUCUUUCUAACUUGCUUGUUAAGUGAGUUUAGCACAGCAAUUUUCCAUCUUAUGCAGAUUGUAAUCCCGUUUGCUUUUCUUGCCUUGCGCAUUUUUGUUAGAAUUUCUUUAACUGCCAUAAAAUCUGUGAUGUCUCUCUCCAGACGGAAGGUGGUGUUGUUAGAAGAAGAGGAGGCAUGUUUGUCUCCAAAUGAAACACUGUCCUAAAUUUCCGCACAGUGCAUGUGAAGUUACGAGAUCAACUUCAGCUCCUCUGACUCGCAUUAUAUUCGUGUGUGGAUUAUAUUGAUGUAAACCAAAGCCUGUAUUGACCAUAACUGGGGCAUAUUUAUGUUUAAGCUGGCCAUGCUCGAGACCCUUUCUCCAAAAUCUGCUAUUGAAAAUAUUGGAUAAAGAGGGGAUGCAAAGAAAAGCAUGUUCCCCUUCUUUUAGGAUUGCCUUAUAGAAAAAAAUGCUGCUUGACAUGUAACUGCAGCAAUGAUUGAUUAAGAAGUGCGCAGAUACCCAGGAAAAUGGCAGCCAAAUACAGAAGCUGGUUGAGCUGUGUAAGAGAAUGUGAGGCAUGGAAAACAUGGAGACAUCCGGAUUUCUGGAUCAUAGUGGAACAUAUGUGCGCACAAGUUAAUGUUUUGGGUUUUUUUUCUUUUUAAUGUUAAAUUUUUUAAUUUUUUUUUUCAAUGGUCUGUUCUGCAUAGUCACAAACAGGGGAUAGCAGUUGGAAAUCUAACUGUGUUUGAGUGGCUCUGUUUGAGUUUAGAUGGAGUUGCAAUUGUGAUAGCAGUCUUCCAAGCCAUCUGAACACAAGUUCUUUGGCCAUAUCUAUUCUUUUUUUUUAAAGGGUGUAACAAGUGAAGAUUCAUGUGGCUUUGCGUCCAAGUUUUAACUAGCUUUGAUAUUUUCUGAGGGAAAAGAGCUCUGUGAUUAGAUGUAAGAGUUUUUCUGUUCUGCAGAAACUUCUCAUCUGAAGUGUUUUAAUUUCUCAGGCUUUUUUUGUUUCUUUUUUGUCUGGUAAUGGAACAUCCUUCUGUUAUUCAGAAGGCAUGGUGUCAUAUUCAAGGAGAGUAUGAGACUGCAAUGUGUGAGAGUUCCACAUCAGGUAAGGGACUUGAGCUUUCUCCUGAGUUGUGGACAACUAAGGGUAUCAUGUGUCCAUGAUAAGGUUGAUUUUUUUUUUUUUCUUUUUACGUGCAGCUGGAUAAAUAUUGUGCUUUUCAAAUCGUCUAAACUCUGGCUGCCCUAGAAGCCGUUACAUUUCCUUUUGGCAGAGUGAUUAAUUUGUAUCUUGAAUUAUCUUAGUGCCUGACAAUUUUAAUGCCAUAAUUAAGGCAUUUGGGGAAUUUCGUUGUUCAUCAUUAAAUAAAAAAAUGUGGCAAAAUAUGCCUGAAGAAAUUAUAGGUGAAAAACAAAUAUCUCGUUUCAGUUGAGAUCAGUUUUGAAAGCACUUGUGCUUUUGUUUUGAAGCACCUUGAUACCGAUUAUGUCAUUGUGAAUAUUACAUACUUCUCAUGAAGAGUAUGUUCAGCUAUUCAAGGGGAUUUAUACCUAGUUGUGGUUAAAUUACUUCCAUUGUGUUGUGUAUAGCAGUUUUUCUGAUACUUAAUAAAAGCACUUUUGGUUCUGUGUGGUUUCUAAUGUGCAGCAGACACAUAGUAAGUAGUAAAUAUGUGUAUUUGUAAUAAAUUGCAAUCAGUGAAAAAACAAAA